Molecule: messenger RNA, 375 nt
Organism: Paramecium primaurelia
Lineage: Eukaryota; Ciliophora; Oligohymenophorea; Peniculida; Parameciidae
Source: the annotation of a GenBank genome assembly
AUGUGUCAAAUCAAUAAGGAUAAAUAAAAUUUUAAGGAGUCUAAAAUUACAUUCAUGACUUCUCAAUUUUUUCAAUUAGGAUAAGAAUCUUAUAAUUAUUAUUUGAAAUUGUGUUCUUAUGAAAGUAAAGAAAAAUUCGCUUAGAUUUAUUACAAAUUGAUAUAUAAGCUAAUAGUGAUUAUAAGUAAGAGGCUUUAGGGAUUGAAUGGUUUGAAAUUAGGUGUUCAAUUGACAGUAGGGAUUGUCCAUAGAGUAGAAUAGGAUAAACACUUUAAUAAAAUUUUAGCUUAAAUUUUGGUAAAUACUUUAAUUGAUAUAAUUAUCAUCAUUCAAUCCAGGAGAUUGUAAUGGAUUCUAUUAAGCAAAAUUAAAUGA